Messenger RNA from Ostreobium quekettii, 321 nucleotides. Lineage: Eukaryota; Viridiplantae; Chlorophyta; Ulvophyceae; Bryopsidales; Ostreobiaceae. The record is from the annotation of a GenBank genome assembly.
AUGCAGAGCGCACACAGUCGUGAGAAGACCCUGGUGUUCCAGAGAGAAGGAGAAUAUGCGGUUGCGCAGGCGACCAUGCCUCUGAAUGUGGGGUAUGAGUUGGAGGGUGCCCAACGAACGGGCCACCGGCAACAGAUCAUAAAGAUAUUUCCAUUCUGCGUUCGAUGUGUGGGAAUAGAAACCAGUUCUUUCGGGCAAGGAUCCAGGACAUCUGCAGCCAUUGUGUCUGCAUGCAUGGCGCUAAACAGAAACGAUGGAAUUGGCGGGUUGGCAGGGUACUGUCAGGCCAAGUCAUUAGAACAUCCAAGGUAUGUUGCGUAA